GCACUCUCUCCUGCGCCCGCCAGCUUUAUGGGAGGGCACGACUUCACUACGACUACCAGCCCAUAGUGUGUCUGUGAGAGAUACAACAAGAGGAGAGAGAAAAAGUGUAGAGAGAGAGAGAGAGAGGGGAGCAGAGAGAGAGAGAGAGGGGGGAGCAAUGGAGUCAGCAACCUCCAAGCCCUCUCAUCAUCCUCUCAUGUCAGAUCUUCAGCACAGGUCAAAAUCUCAGUCCAUGUUUCGAAGGUCUUUUGAUCCAGAGUCCCUGCUUUACUCUUCCCAAGUUCAUCAUGGAUAUGGAGGAAACAGAGAAACAGGUGGAGGAACAUGCCGGCUGCCCCUUGACAGUCCGUCGAUCGAGCUGGUGGCAUCAGGUGGGCAGCAGCAGCAACAACAACAGAACUGUGAGGGAAGCAGCCAUACGGCAGCAUACUUUUCCUGGCCAGGUUCGACUCGACUCAACGACACUGCAGAAGAGCGGGCUUCUUACUUCUUUGGCCUCCACAAGGGCUUCCAGCCAGGCCAUGUUGCCCAAUUGCCCCCAAGCCAACAGGCGGCAACGAUUCUAGAUCUCAUGACGAUUAGGGCUUUUCAUAGCAAGAUUUUGAGAAGAUAUAGUUUGGGGACCGCGGUUGGGUUCAGGAUGAGGAAGGGGAUCCUUACUGAUAUACCGGCGAUUCUCGUCUUUGUUGCGAGGAAGGUGCAUAGGCAAUGGUUGUUGGAGUGCCAGGUCUUGCCUUACACUCUUGAGGGCCCAGGUGGUGUAUGGUGUGAUGUGGAUGUUGUAGAAUUCUCAUAUUAUACUUCACCUGUUGCAAUACCUAAGGAGCAGGUAUACACAGAGCUAGUAGAAGGCCUACGAGGAAGUGACCAAUGUAUUGGUCCAGGAUCUCAGGUUGCAAGUCAAGAGACCUAUGGAACCCUUGGAACAAUUGUGAAAAGCCGAACUGGUUCUCACCAGGUGGGUUUCUUGACAAAUCGUCAUGUUGCAGUGGACUUGGACUAUCCUAAUCAGAAAAUGUUUCAUCCUUUACCACCUAACCUUGGUCCUGGUGUCUAUUUGGGUGCUGUUGAAAGAGCAACAUCCUUCAUUACAGAUGAAUUGUGGUAUGGAAUAUUCGCUAGCACAAAUCCAGAGACAUUUGUACGGGCAGACGGGGCUUUUGUCCCAUUUGCAGAUAGCUUUGAUAUGUCCAAAGUCACAACUAUAGUAAAAGGUGUUGGGGAUAUGGGUGAGGUUAUGCAUGUCAACCUACAAGCACCCAUAGGAAGCCUUAUUGGGAAGCACGUCGUAAAAGUAGGGAGAAGCUCUGGCUUAACCAGAGGCACCAUCCUGGCCUAUGCGUUGGAGUAUAAUGAUGAGAAAGGCAUUUGCUUCUUCACUGACUUUCUUGUGGUUGGAGAGAAUACACAAGCAUUUGAUCUUGAAGGUGAUAGCGGCAGUGUUAUACUUAUUAAUAGUGAGAAUGGUGAAAAACCUAGACCUUUAGGCAUUAUCUGGGGUGGUACAGCAAACCGAGGCCGCCUGAAGCUUAAGGAUGGGGCUGGUCCUGAGAACUGGACUAGUGCUGUUGAUCUUGGUCGCCUUCUUGAUCUACUUCAGCUUGAUUUAGUCACUUCAGAUAUGGAGCUCCAAGAAAUUGUUGAAGAGGAAAGGCAAGACUUCUCCAAUGCAGUUGUAGACCCAACAGUGGAGGAGCCUUCUCCUAGAGGAAGCCACUCCCAAGCUAAAAUCAAAGCGCUUGAAGGAUGUCAGUCCCUUCCUUUUGAAGACAUGACAGGUUUUGGGCCCCACAGUUCUACCCCCCAAAGUGGUGGGGUAGACAUGGAUGUUCUCUUUAGGCAGACCGACUUCAUCACAAGGCUUGCCGAGCCCUCCACAAGCGUCGAGCUCCAAUUCAUGCAGGAUUUCCAUGUAGCAUUGGGCCAACCAAAUCAGAGCCGAACACAAAACCCCGAAAACCUAUCGGAGCUUAGAGAUGGUAAGGAUGGGUCGAAUGAUGACCUAUCGAUUGGCCUUCAACUCGGGGACCAUAGCACAAAAAGGCGAAGGACCUCUUCAUGAUGGGGGUUUGGUGUUUUAACUGUACAGAUAUCUCGGCUGGAAAGUGAGUUUUGUUUGAGUUAUUACGAGCCUAUAUCCUUGCAUUAGAGCCCCAUUCUCUGGCAGAGAGGGUGCUGUCAUUGAGUCCAGGAGUUUGAACUGCAGAAAAAACCUUAGUAAGUUUUACAAAAGUCUAAUUGCUCCUCUCUGCACUUUUUGAGGCAAAUGUUUUGAUCCAUCUUAUUUAUCAAGAAAGAAGUGUUUGUCCUGUG
Molecule: messenger RNA, 2313 nt
Organism: Amborella trichopoda
Lineage: Eukaryota; Viridiplantae; Streptophyta; Magnoliopsida; Amborellales; Amborellaceae
Product: protein NARROW LEAF 1
Source: RefSeq, a predicted model, not a curated record